Molecule: messenger RNA, 1604 nt
Organism: Malaya genurostris
Lineage: Eukaryota; Metazoa; Arthropoda; Insecta; Diptera; Culicidae
Product: hsc70-interacting protein 1-like
Exons: 2
Coding region: 170-1384 (404 amino acids)
Molecular function (GO): Hsp70 protein binding; protein dimerization activity
Source: RefSeq, a predicted model, not a curated record
UUUAAAAAUACGCAAAAACAUUCGAAGCCAAAUAACAAUAAGACAAAGAAUUGCUGAAGAACAUUCUAGUCGGCGACAUUUUAAAAAAUAGUUGCGUGUUUUGUAAAAUAUUCAGUUUUAUAACAAUUUCUAGCAGUUGAGCGCAACAGUUAGUUCAAGCAAUCGAAAAAUGGCCUGUCCCAUAGACCCAAAUGAAUUGGUCAAACUGAAGAUGUUCAUCGGUUUGUGCGAGAGCCAGCCAGAGCUGCUGAAUCUACCUCAGUUGGAAUUUUUCAAACGAUUCGUUGAAAAGCUAGGUGGCAAAAUUCCAGCAGGCACACCCAACUUUGGUGAAGUACCGAAAUCAAAGCCGGCAUCACAACAGCCAGAGAAAAAAGAAUCUUCUACUAAGGAAGAUUCCGAUCCCGAGUCUGAUGUUGAACUGGAUACAGAAGGCUGUGUAGAGCCGGAUGAUGAACCCGAACAGCCGAUGGGAGAUUCUUUGAAAGAACCGAGUGAAGAUGACAUUGAUCAGGCUAACGAGCUGCGUUCGAAAGCUACUGCAGCCUAUUCCGAACAAAAUCACGAGGAAGCGGUCAAGUAUUUCACAGAAGCAAUUCUACUCAAUCCGAUUAGUGCAUUGUACUAUGCCAAGCGCGGUCAAGUUUAUUUAAAACUGGUUAAACCGAAUGCUUGUAUCCGGGAUUGCAACCGCGCCUUAGAGAUCAAUCCGGACUCAGCAACUGCGUACAAAUUCCGUGGUCGUGCCAAUAGACUCCUAGGAAAGUGGGAAGAAGCGGCCAAAGAUCUUCGUCAAGCUUGCAAAUUGGACUAUGAUGAAGAAGCCGACGAAUGGUUGAAAGAAGUUACUCCGAAUGCUAAAAAAAUUGAGCAGCACAAGUUGAAAUUGGAACGUCGUCGGCAGGAGAAGGAAUUGCGCGAACGUCAAGAACGAGUCCGCAAAGCGCAGGAAGCAAACAAAAAGGCCGCCGAAGAAAGUGCUCGCAAUGACAGUGCUGAUUUUGGUGAUUUCCUUGGAGGUGGUGGCGGCGGUGCUGGAACCGAAGAUAUUCUAAAUGCCUUCAAGGAUCCUGAAGUAGCUGCCGCCCUGCAGGAUAUUAUGUCUAAUCCAUCGAAUAUUGCCAAAUACCAAAAUAAUCCUAAAGUAAUGAAUCUUGUCACUAAAAUUGCUGGACAAGCAUCACAGUCAGGUUUUCCGGGUUUCGGUGGUGGUGCAGGGGCAGGAGGUUUCCCCGGAGGAUUCCCUGGUGCCGGAGCUGGUGGAUUUCCCGGUGGUUUCCCUGGUGCUGGAGCUGGUGGUUUCCCAGGUUCCGGAGCUGGUGGUUUCCCCGGUACGGGAGGCGGCCCAACGGGAGGUCAUAAAACUACGGACGAUUUAGAUUAAUCCUUUUCCGCUGCAUUUAAUUUGUUGUUUGAUGGAUACACCGUUUGCGCUUUUCAAAGAAAUGUCUAUUAUUUUUAACAGGCAGUUUAAUGCCACAUGGAGUUUGUAAUAAAUCUUAUAACUGUAGUACAUGCUGUAGCUUUUCCCGAAGCGUAAUAAUAUUCCAACAUUUAUCUGAUCAAAUAGCGAGUAGGAUUAAUAAAAUAAAAUGUUCCCAGUA